UUGUAUGGAAAUGAAUUUCAGAUUAGCAGUGAUAAUGUGUCAGCUCGUGAUCGUCUCAACAACGCGUUUUCAACUGCUGAAAACGAAUUUGGUGUUUCUCGACUUCUGGACGCCGAAGAUGUAGAUGUGGAUGUACCAGAUGAAAAAAGCAUCAUCACUUAUGUUUCCUCAUUGUACAACGCCUUACCACAUGGCAGUGAAAUGAGCAAAUACGAGGAUCUAAUGUACGAAUAUGAGCGCGAAGCAUCAGAAUGGUUACAAUGGGCAGAAGGUGCUAUAAGUGUAAUGGAGGAUCGUCAGCUGCCAACAAAUCUGGUAGAGUUACGACGACUUGAAAAUAGCUUAGAACGAUUCAAAGCUGAAGAUCUACCUCCAAAAGCACGUGAAAAGCAACGUCUAGCGGAUCAUUUUAUGGAAUUACAUCGUCUCUUCGAACAUACUGGACAUUUGCGUAUCGCCCCGGAGUUGAAUAGUCAAAGUUUGGAUCGCGUAUGGCAACGUUUGCUUCGCUCGUUAGAUCAACGAUCUGCUGUAAUUGAGGAACAAGCUGCAGUUCAGGGCUCUACUACUGAUAUUAUCAGUCGCUUGGCACGCGGUAUUGGGAUCACCAAUGAAAAAUUGGAUCAUAUCUUGAAUCGAAUUGAAGACGCAGAAUCAAGAAUUGAAACAUCACGUCCAGCAGACUUGCAACGCCUUAUUGAUGCUGUAAUCGAUGAUUUAGUGGCGUUAGAAGCACCAAUUCUCAGCUUUUUCGAAGAUGUUGAACAACUAAAACGUAUGCGACAUCUGGAGGCAAACGAUUACCAUCAACAGGUGUACGGACUGGAACAACGUCGUCAAGCUUAUCUUUCGAGAUUACGUACCCAAUUUGUAACUCAUCUUGGUAUUCGAACAGAGCAAUUAUUGCGAGAAAGUGAGCAACGACGGGAAUCGGUUCGACGCACAACAUUCGGACGCGUAGAAGAUUGCAUACAAUGGAUUCGAUCACGUUUGGAAAAGUUAUCAGAAAUGGAAUUCGUGGAAGAUUUGGAGCAGUUGGAGAAUAUGUUUGAAGAACACAAAGUCGACAACCAUGAAAUACAAGACUUUCGGCAAAAUGUUGAUGAAUGUAUCGCUAGACAGGCAGAAAUAGUAGCAGAAGAUACUCAUGAAUAUUGCGAAUUACUCAGCAUAUUAGAAAGCGAAUAUCAGCAGUUGAGAGAUUUAUCAGCUGGGCGGAUGCUUGAUUUGGAUACUUUGAUUGCAUUCAUUCGAGGUGCACAACAUGAAAUUGUGUGGAUUAAUGGACGAGAAGAUAUAGAAGUAACCAGAAAUUGGUCUGAUAUCAGCCAACUCGAUUUACCAAUGCUACAGAAUUAUUAUAAACAGCUGUUGCAUGAAAUCGAACUUCGCGAACCACGUUUCAAUGACGUUCACAAUAAAGGUGCAGCAUUAUUGAAUCAGGGACAUCCAGCAAUUCAUGUUAUCGAAUUUUACUUGAAUGCAAUGCAGCGGAAAUGGGAUUGGUUGUUAGCGCUAUCAAAAUGUCUUGAGCAGCACUUACGUGAUGCACUCAAUCUUCAUUCGAAUGAAGUAGAAUAUUCUAUUAUUUUAAAUUGUUCAAGAUGGCAAAAUUAUGAUGAACUAAAGAAUCUUGCACCAACUGUUUAG
Messenger RNA from Thelazia callipaeda (thelaziosis nematode), 1650 nucleotides. Lineage: Eukaryota; Metazoa; Nematoda; Chromadorea; Rhabditida; Thelaziidae. The record is from the annotation of a GenBank genome assembly.